AUGCCACAGUAUAUGAAAUUCAUGAAGGACAUCUCGAAGAAGAAAAGAAAGUUGGAGGAUUAUGAAAUGAUCCCACUCACAGAGGAGUGUAGUGUCAUACUACAAAGAAAGCUUCCAUCCAAACUUAAAGAUCCAGGAAGAUUUUCUAUUCCUUGUUCAAUUGGUGAUGUUGUCUUUGCAAAUGUUUUAUGUGACUUAGGAGCCAGUAUUAACUUAAUGCCUUUAUCUGUUUUCAAGAAAUUGGGAUAUGGAAAGGUGAGACCAACCACAAUUUCAUUGCAACUAGCUGAUAGAUCAAUAAAGUACCGAAGAGGGAUCAUUGAAGACGUUCUUGUCAAAGUAGGGAAAUUCAUCUUUCCUGUGGACUUUGUAGUGUUGGAUAUGGAGGAAGAUGAAACAUGCCUAUUAUUCUGGGAAGACCUUUCUUGGCGACGGGAAGAGCGAAGAUUGAUGUAG
Molecule: messenger RNA, 456 nt
Organism: Momordica charantia (bitter melon)
Lineage: Eukaryota; Viridiplantae; Streptophyta; Magnoliopsida; Cucurbitales; Cucurbitaceae
Source: RefSeq, a predicted model, not a curated record